This is a messenger RNA of Metarhizium brunneum ARSEF 3297, 630 nucleotides long. NCBI's taxonomy places the organism in Eukaryota, Fungi, Ascomycota, Sordariomycetes, Hypocreales, Clavicipitaceae. The record is from RefSeq and is a predicted model, not a curated record.
AUGCCGACCGCACCCCCAUCGCGCCCCCCCACGACCUACCUCGACGACGAGGACCUCAGCGUGAAAUGCUGCACCCCAAUCACGUCGCUCGUAGCGCCAGUAGAAGUCGGCAACAUAGGGUUCGAAUCUUCCUCCUCCCCCGCCAAAACAAACGACGAUUCCAAUGAAAAAGAAACAGCACUAACGAUCGACAGGUCCGGGCGCGCCGGAACAUCGGCCUUCUUCGCCUGGCCGCUCCUCGGCCCGCUCCUCUUCGAAAACGAGACGAGCGACGCGCGCGACCACUGUGCCAACGAACGGACGUUCCUGUCCUACCUCCGUCUAUCCGUCUUCAUGGCCAUCCUGUCCGUUGCCAUCACGCUCUCGUUCCACAUCAACUCCAAGCCGACGGAUCUUGAAAGACGCAUAUCCAAGCCUCUCGGGGCCAUCUUUUGGGUUUUCAGCGUUGUUAUGCUGGGUUUAGGGCUGGCAAAUUACAUCAAAACAGUGAACAAGUAUAGCAAGAAGGCGGCCAUCGUGCAGACCGGGUGGAGGACGCAGCUGAUUCUGGGGACAUUGGCCUUUUGCAUCAUCGGCUCGAGUAUAGUUUUACUCGUCACUACCAGAAUUCGUCAUCAGGGAGGGGGUUGA